AUGGUGGUGAAGGUGGUAACUUUAUUUGUUUCGUGUUUGUUCAACAGAAAACGUCCUGAUGUAAAAACAACAACUGAUUGGUUUGCACCAAUCAUAUGGGAAGGAACUUAUGAUAGACAAGUCCUGGAAAAGUAUUAUAAAAGGCGGAACAUUACUGUAGGCUUGGCUGUGUUUGCUACUGGAAAGUUUGUGGAUCAGUACCUGCAACAGUUCAUCCAGUCUGCUAAUAAAUACUUCAUGAGUGGCUACAAUGUUAUCUUUUACAUCUUGAUGGAUGACUUCUCCAAACUACCUCCUAUAGAGCUAGGUCCCCUUCGAACAUUUAAACUAUGUAUUGUACUUAGACAACAUGUGUGGAAAGACCUGAAUUACAUAUACAUGAGGAACUUGAAUAAGUACAUCCUAGAACACAUCCAACAUGAAGUUGACUUUCUCUUCAGUAUGACUGUAAACCAGAUCUUCAAGAAGGACUUUGGGGUAGAAGCCCUGGGCAAGUCUGUAGCUCAACUCCAUGCAUGGUGGUAUUUUGGACAUGACAAAAAUUUCCCUUAUGAGAGAAGCCCUAACUCAGCAGCUUUCAUCCCUUUUGAAAAGGGAGAUUUCUAUUACCAUAGUGCAAUUUUUGGUGGCACGCCCUCUGAGGUUUUAGCCUUCAUCGAAGAAUAUAAAAAAGGAGUUCAAAAUGAUGCUAAAAGUGGAUUUAAGAGCACAUAUGAACGUUACCUAAACAAAUACUUGUUUAUCAAUAAACCCACUAAGUUGUUAUCACCAGAAUACAAUUGGGAUCCAAAUUUUAGAUCUCCCCCCCAAAUUAAACAUGUGAAGAUAGAAUGGCAGUCAAAAAGUAUUUGAUGGUUAUAGCCUUAAAUUUAUGAGUUAAUAAGUGAAUCAUCAAAAUUCCUCAAAUAUAAAACUUACUAAAAGUUUCAGUAUUUUAGAAACUUACAAAAAUGUGCAAUCUUUUGAAAUUGUUUUUCUCCUGUCGAUUUUGAA
This is a messenger RNA of Lutra lutra (Eurasian river otter), 993 nucleotides long. RefSeq names its product glycosyltransferase 6 domain-containing protein 1-like. Gene Ontology annotation, molecular function: hexosyltransferase activity. Gene Ontology annotation, biological process: carbohydrate metabolic process. Lineage: Eukaryota; Metazoa; Chordata; Mammalia; Carnivora; Mustelidae. The record is from RefSeq and is a predicted model, not a curated record. Gene Ontology annotation, cellular component: Golgi apparatus; vesicle; membrane. The coding region runs from base 1 to 852 and encodes 283 amino acids. The transcript has 3 exons.